AUGGAUCCUUUCGACUCGUCCGAUGAUUCAGAUGACGAUAUUUUCUUUAGGAUGAUGUAUCAUUAUUACACUACCGACUUGCUACAACCAGAUCCAGCCCCGCUACUAACAAGACGUGCGAUGUUAAACAGAAAUCGCGAGGAAGGACACGAACAUCUAUAUCGCGAUUACUUUGCGGAUAAUUGUGUAUACGGGGCGAAGGACUUCAAAAGAAGAUUUCGUUUGAGUAAGGAUAUGUUCUUACGAAUCGCCAACGCCUUGGAAAGCCGGUACGAAUUUUUUCAAUUAAGAUAUGAUGCUAGAGGUAGACGGGGGUUUACAACGUUGCAGAAAUGUGCUGCGGCCAUUCGUUUGAUGGCUAUGGGGGAGUCACCCGACACCAUGGACGACUAUAUGAGAAUGUCCGAAAGAACCGCAAGAGAGAGUUUGUAUACAUUGUCAAGGGGUGUUGUUGAAACUUUUGGAGACGUGUAUUUGCGGAAACCUUCGUUGCAUGAUUUGCAAGAAUUGUAUGCGGCGCAUGAAGAACGUCAUGGGUUUCCCGGAAUGAUUGGAAGCAUUGAUUGCACACACUGGAAAUGGAAAAAUUGUCCGGUAGCAUGGAAAGGGUAA
Molecule: messenger RNA, 612 nt
Organism: Lactuca sativa (garden lettuce)
Lineage: Eukaryota; Viridiplantae; Streptophyta; Magnoliopsida; Asterales; Asteraceae
Source: RefSeq, a predicted model, not a curated record